Populus nigra (black poplar) is the source of this 1402-nucleotide messenger RNA. RefSeq lists its product as uncharacterized. The transcript has a single exon. The record is from RefSeq and is a predicted model, not a curated record. The coding region runs from base 1 to 1128 and encodes 375 amino acids. Lineage: Eukaryota; Viridiplantae; Streptophyta; Magnoliopsida; Malpighiales; Salicaceae.
AUGGCCAAAUACCUCUUCUCUUUCCUCCUCCUCCUCCUCACCACCACCACAGCCACCUCCACCUUCAAUCCCAUCUGCACCUUUAGCCCCACACCCUCACCCACCUCUGCCACCACUCCUGCUCCAACUCCCAUCACCAAUACCAACACCAACAUCGCCCUCUCCCCCACAUUUGCACCAUCUCCCAUUAUCACCAUCCCCACUCCUGCACCCUCUUCUGCUCCAACUCCCAUCAAUAAUACCACCACCACCCUCACUCCCACAACCACACCCUCGACUGCCCCUACUCCAAUUCCCACUAACAAAAUCACCCUCACCCCGACAUUUGCCCCCAGUCCGGCCCCAACUCCCACCAUCAUCACCCCCAUAUUGGGCCCCAGUCCAGCCCCAACUCCAACCAACAGUUCCAUCUUCACCGCCACCUUCUCACUACCACCAACACCACCAUCAACAUUUACACCGCAACAAGAUGACCUCAAAUUCGUCUUUCAAGAACAAAUCUACAACAUCAUUGAUGCGAUACUUGGUACAGGAGAUUUCAAGAACUGGGCCAAUGCCCUCAGCAUGGCUGACUCUACCACCUUCCCUAUCUCCGCCACUUUCUUUAUCCCGUCUGACAACUCUCUUUCUCCUAUUACCACCUCCGCUGACCCUGACAUCUUCCCUUACCACAUUGUCCCUCAACGCCUCUCUUUCGCUGAUCUCCAGCAAUUUAAGACCUUCUCUCGCCUCCCAACUCUCCUUUUUGACAAGUCCAUACUUAUCACCAACAAUUCUGCAUCAAAUUUCACCCUUGAUGGCUCUCGCCUGACUCAUCCUGAUAUCUACACCAAUGCUGCCAUUACAGUUCACGGCAUUGAUAACCUUCUUGAUCACUCAGUUUAUGGUACUGAAUCUGUGAAGAACUCUUCAAAACCAGACGCGGUUGGCCCGCCACCAACUCCUGCUUCUCCUCCUCGUCCUACUCCAAGAACAUUUGUUCCAAGCACUGCAGAUGAUGAAGAGUUUACUGUUCAUCAGCAUGGAGAGUCAGAUGCGGCUUGCUUGUGCACUGAGGUGUGGACUGUUUUCUUGGUUCUUUGUGUGGCUUUGGCAUCCAAGUUUCAAAGAAUGAUUCUUGUCCAUUGAUGGGUUCUUGCUAAAGAACUAAGACAAUCAAGAAGUACUGUAUUGCUAGUUGGAUCUUUUGCAGCUUUAGGCUCGUGCUUGUUAAGAGUCAGCAUCAAAACAAUCAAUUGGGUCAUUUCCAAUUUCAAAGAUGAGAUUUCUUCUCCUUUCUUUGUUAAUGUUGUAAUUCAUUAGACAGGGAAGGAUUUGUUCUUGUAAAUGGGCUUUAGCAGAGUUGACAAAUGGAGGGCCGGAUUGUUAACAGAUUAGAGGCAGGGAUUUGAGGUCCGUUCAA